This is a messenger RNA of Acanthoscelides obtectus, 5128 nucleotides long. The record is from the annotation of a GenBank genome assembly. NCBI's taxonomy places the organism in Eukaryota, Metazoa, Arthropoda, Insecta, Coleoptera, Chrysomelidae.
CUUAUCACUAUACGGUUUUUUCUACUGCUGCACUUAUCACGGAUCGAAUACUGUGUCAAAAGUUCAAAGUAAAAGGAAAUCGCUUGAUAAACGACCAAGUGCCGACUGUUGAAACAAAAAGUAAACAUUUGUGUAAGUUUUCAUUCAACAUUUCAGUGAUGUGAGAAAUAAGAGAUAUCAUCGCCCUACAUUUUAAAGUAACACUGCCAAAAUGUGUAAUAUUUUUAGUUUGCUCCUGAUAUUCUUAUCGGUUCAUCAAGCGUUUGCAAGUGAUAACAUAACAGAAAAUAUUGUUAAGAAAAGUGGUGGCUUUCUACUAUCAGUGCCAAAGGUUUUAGUUUCUGGAAAAAAUGAAACAGUUUGCUUGUCACUGCACGAAGCUAGAUUGCCAGCUAAAGCUAUAAUAGAUUUGAAGUGGCGCGAAAAACAUUUGCCCACGUUGAGAAAUUUGGAAGCAGAACAUACCUGUUUUGAUAUGAUCGUUCCAAAUCUGCCAAUAAAGGAACCACAAUUUGUGAGCAUAAAAGUACAAGUACAGCUAAACGGCAGCAUACAAUCCGCACAUAACUUGGAUCCUAUUGUGGUGUACCCCCACAAGUUGGUAAAGACCUUCAUACAUACCGACAGAGGUCUUUAUAAGCCUGGCGAUAAGGUCAGAUUUAGGUUGUUGAUACUGGAUGAGAAUCUCCUACCAGACAAUUCAAAGGUUCCUGUCAUAAAAAUAAAAAAUCCUCUAGAUGUUACGGUUGCGGCAUGGGAGAAUAUAACUCCAGAAAAUGGUCUGUUGAGUUUGGAAUAUACGAUGGUACAAGAAUCUUUAACGGGGAAAUGGAAAAUAGAAGCCCUAGACACUACGAAAACAUUCGAAGUGCUGAAAUAUACUUUGCCUCGUUACAAAAUUGACCUGGUUUAUCCAAAGCUGAUAUACUACAAGGCAGAUAAAUUGAAAAUAUCAGUAUGUAGUAGAUAUGCCCAUGGGAGAUACGUCAAGGGGUUAUCUUUGAUAAAAAUUACUGAUUCUUAUGGCAACAUGCCUCCUGUACAUAGACUUCAAGAGCUGGAAAAUGGUUGCACUGACUUUAUAAUACCUUCCCAAGAACUAGCCCUAGAAAAUGUGAAAGACAAAUUCCCGAUGUACGAUCCGAAAGUGUACCUCCAAAUGGCAGCGACUGUUACAGAAAAAGGCACUAAUAGGAUCGACAUUACUACUGGCAGAAUUCUGGUCUACUUGAAGCCCUACCUCAUGAAAUUCUCAGCGACCCCUAUGUUUCAACCCGGGUUACCUUACAAAGGGAGACUUAAGCUAUUCAACGUGAAUGUGGACUUGAAGCACGAAGUUGUCGAGAUUUGUUACAACCUAGCCAUCAAAAAAAGCUGGAACUAUUUGAACAAUGAACAGUGUUCAAACUUUUCAGUCAGCGAGGAAAGUACUGUCGACUUUACCAUAUUGCCGCUGAGGCACAAUGUGAUUCAUAUCAAUUUGAACGCUAGAUCAUUGAAUCACACCGAAGUUGGUGAUAGUGCUCUAGUAGUUCGACUGCAUUCUCUCAGUAACAGCUACAUUUAUCUACAUCAAGACACCGCUGAAAAAGCAGAAAAUGAAUGCAGAAGCCCUGAACAUUACAAGGUAUUUUUCACAACCGAUGAAAUGGAAGAAAAUGAAAAUGUCACAUUUUAUUUCAUGGUGAAGACUUCGUCACACAUUUACAAAUUGAGGAAACUCCAGCACGUAGUCAAAAAAAGGACCACACGGUCUGUCAAUGGACUGAAAAACAUCAUUGGACAAAAACAUAAGUUUGUCAAAUCUGUAGCAAAUAUCGAUAGCUUUCAUUUGAAGUUUAGAUUAGACAAGCGAAUUUUGACCAAGUAUCAGUUGUUAGUUUACUAUGUUGCUAAUAAUGGUGAAGUAAUCGCUGUUAGCAAAACUAAUGAAGUCAAACCAUGUCUCAUGGAGGUAAAUGCGAAAUGGUCCCAGAAACAGGUGAUUCCAGGUGCCACAACCACUCUAAACAUCAAAACUGGGGCAGAUUCCUUAUGUUCAUUAUCAGCAGUUGAUAAGUCUGUGAAAUUUUUACCAAAUAACUAUAACAGAUUCGAUGUAAGCACUUUGUUGAAAGCCUUCGCGUUAGAGGAAAGAGAAGCACCUCAAUCUUCGAGGAAAUCAUGUAUACCACCUAUGAGGAAAAACCAUAAAAGCAAGGUGGCUUCUAUGACAUAUCACAAUGAUGAGUCUGUUGUAACAAAUGAUACUUCCUGGGAACUAAGAAGAAGAAAACGUCACAUUUAUCCGUUUUCAGAAGAUUACGACGCAUAUGACAUAUUCAGUGUAAGUUGCACUAUACUGUUUAAACAUAAAGUAAAAAACCUUUUUUUGUCAGAAAUUUGGGACUGUCACAAUAUCUAAUUUGAAGAUCGUCACCAAACCAUGUUACAAUGGUGAGUAUUUUUUAUGUCUCAAAAUUCUUACGUUAUUCAAUACGCUGAAACGAUCUCAAUAAUUACGAUAAUUCUUUUCCAGGUCCUCUAAUCAAAGAUCAUAAUCAAGUCCAGUUCAUGACUGAACAAUACGAUGAUCAAAAUGAGGAACAGGCUGUUUCAAUAAGAUCUGACUUUCCUGAAACAUGGCUUUGGGAAUUGAUACCUGUGAGCGAUCAUGUUCAACUAAGAAGACACCUACCUCAUAGCAUAACUAACUGGAUGACGAAUGUAGUUUGCGUAUCUGGAGAAGAAGGUGUUGGCAUAAGCCCAGAGAUAGAAAUAUCCAGCUUCCAAUCAUUUUUCGUCGAAGUACUCUCACCAUACAGUGUUAAACGGGAUGAAGCAGUUUAUCUAUACAUCCAUGUCUCCAACUACCUUAACCAUAGAUUUCCUAUUAGAGUGAUCCUACGCCUUUCUAAUGGUUUGAAAAUGAUAAAUCCGAACGAGAAAUUGAGCAAGUCAUUUUGCCUAAAAGAAAAUGAUACGAUAACUCAUCUCGUACAAGUAAAAGCUACCUCAUUAGAAACUGCGGAAGUGACAGUUUUAAGUGAAGUUGAUACGCAAUAUCCAUUAGCUUGUGGCCCAGAAACUAUCAUCUCCAAAAGGGAUAUUGUGAUGAAAAAGAUACUCGUUGAAUCAGAGGGCUAUCCGACAAGACUAGUGAAAUCAGCUCUUCUGUGUACACAUGAUUCAGGUUCGAAUAACAUUUCGUGGUUUAUUUCGACACCAAAAGAAGUGGUACCUGGUACUGCAAAGGCCACUGUUAUCGUAAAUGGAGACUUAUUCGGGCAAACCAUAGAGCAUCUAGAAGAAUUAUUAGACGUUCCAACGGGAUGUGGUGAACAAAUUGUAGCAUCGAUGGCACCAAAUUUGUACGUUUUGCGUUAUUUGAACUCGACGAAUACUUUGAAGCCAUCUAUCAAGCAGCGAAUUAUAAGGAAUUUGAAAAUUGGUUACCAAAGAAUUCUGAACUACGUUCAUAAAGAUGGUUCAUUUUCCGCAUUUGGCUACCAUGACCCAACAGGGUCAAUGUUUCUGACCUCAUUCGUUGUCAGGACUCUACAAGAUGCCAAGCAGUACAUCUAUGUAGACCAAAGGUUGAUUGAUAAAGCUAUAGCUUGGAUAUACGACCAUCAACUAGAAAACGGUUGCUUUAGUACGAUGUUACAUGUAUUUCAAGAUAUGGGAGGUACCAGCAAAGAAAAUAGUACGGCAACUCUAACAGCCUACGUGAUUUUGAGUUUACUAGAAGCAAAUAUAGAUGUUCCAAAGCAAGUUCAAACAAACAUCAAAUACUGUAUUCGAAGUCAGCACAACCCAGACAAGUACUAUCUUGCCAUUAUUUGCUAUGCACUGUUCAAACUGAAUUGGAACACUGAGGCAAAUAGGUUUCUGAAACGACUUAUUGCGGUCUCAGAACAACAGGAGAAUCUACUAUGGUGGACUAAUAAAGAUAAUUCUACAGCAACUGAUAUAGAAAUAACAAGCUACGUAUUGCUGUCUCUACUUCAUGAGAGCAGUACAGAAAAUUUAGCUUAUGCACAAUCUGUAGUAAGAUGGUUGACAGCGAAAUUUGGACCAAAAGGUGGUUUCAAAUCUACACAGGACACUGUAGUUGCAUUGGACGCUCUUUCUAGAUUUGCAAAAAUAGUAAAAUCAAGAAGUCUGCAUAUAAAUGUUCACGUUGAAGCUGGAAGACACAAGCAAAACUUUACAUUGCAGAGCAACGAUCCCUUGAAAUCCAAAGCUAUAUCUGUCCAUGAUGAGUCAACUGAUGUGAAUAUUGCAGUUAGAGGGGAAGGUUGCGUUUUAGCUCAGGUGAUCCAUACAUAUUAUCUGCGACACAUCAUGAAAAGUGAAGCGUUCAAGUUAGCCAUAGAUGUCGCUCCCGUUUCUACCAUAGACCAAUGUUCCAUAGCGAGUCUAUCUCCAUGUUUGGCGUAUACUGGCCCAGAUGGGCCAGCAAACAUGGCAGUGAUGGAGGUGAAUCUGCCAUCCGGAUACCAGGCAGAUAGAGCAUCAUUGUAUAGUUUGAUAGAAUCCGAUAGCACUUCCAAAAUAAAGAUGUUUGAAGAAGAAGAUAACAAAGUUAAUAUUUACUUCACGAAAGUAGACAAGCAAUUGAUGUGUUUCAGUUUCAAUAUCAACGAAAAUACUGAAAUAGAGGGAAGAAAAGAUUCUGUAGUGAAGGUAUUUGACUACUACAGACCAGAAUAUAAUAUUUUACAGUUCUAUACUUUGAGUAGCAGUUGUUAUAACAGAUCUGAUCUACUAGAUCGUAAUUUUGAAACCCAAAUAACAAUCAAUAACAUUCCAAUAAGCCUGUCAGAAUCAAAUAAUGAUUCCAAAAAUGUGACGAAAAGAGAUACAAGCAGCACACCACAAUUAGAACAGAUCAUAAGUGAUAAAUGCAUCAAAGUAAAAGUAAAAGAUGAUGCAACCAUGAAUGAAAAACUUAAUCCUGAAUUUGUUAUAAUGAACAAUGAUAUGGAGACGCCAAAAGGUAUGGAGGCAAACAUGCCAACUUACAUUAAACCCACAAGUGAUGAAUUGAAAAAUAUGACUACUUAAUAUAAUUAAUUGAUUUAUUAAAAUUAUAUAAAAAUAAAACACAUAUUAUAGAAUGUUACGGGAUUUUUCUAUGAUGGUU